Messenger RNA from Varanus komodoensis (Komodo dragon), 3497 nucleotides. It is a transcript of the gene PRPS2, whose product is annotated as phosphoribosyl pyrophosphate synthetase 2. Gene Ontology annotation, biological process: purine nucleotide biosynthetic process; ribonucleoside monophosphate biosynthetic process; 5-phosphoribose 1-diphosphate biosynthetic process. Lineage: Eukaryota; Metazoa; Chordata; Lepidosauria; Squamata; Varanidae. Gene Ontology annotation, cellular component: cytoplasm; ribose phosphate diphosphokinase complex. Gene Ontology annotation, molecular function: magnesium ion binding; ribose phosphate diphosphokinase activity. The record is from RefSeq and is a predicted model, not a curated record. The transcript has 8 exons. Bases 155 to 1126 code for a protein of 323 amino acids.
CUAUUUGACCUGCCUGCGGCGCCUGUCCGUCCGCUCGCUCCUCGCUCGCGCCCAUCCUCCUUCCCUCCUUCUUGCCGCCAGCCCGGUUCCCUCUCCCCAGCUCCAGCUCGGCCCGGGCUUCCUCCUCCGUCGUCUCUCUUGCCGCAGCCUCGCCAUGCCCAACAUCGUGCUCUUCAGCGGCAGCUCCCACCAGGAUCUGUCCCAGCGCGUGGCCGAUCGGCUGGGGCUGGAUCUGGGGAAAGUCGUGACGAAGAAAUUCAGUAACCAGGAGACCAGUGUAGAGAUUGGUGAAAGCGUCAGAGGGGAAGAUGUGUAUAUCAUCCAGAGUGGUUGUGGAGAAAUAAAUGACAACUUGAUGGAACUUCUCAUCAUGAUCAACGCUUGCAAGAUCGCAUCCUCCUCCCGUGUCACUGCUGUGAUCCCAUGUUUUCCUUAUGCUAGGCAGGAUAAGAAAGAUAAGGACCAAGGUAGAUGGAGCCGUGCUCCCAUUUCUGCAAAACUUGUGGCCAAUAUGCUGUCAGUCGCUGGGGCAGAUCACAUCAUCACCAUGGAUUUGCAUGCUUCCCAGAUACAGGGCUUCUUUGAUAUUCCAGUGGACAACCUGUAUGCAGAACCAGCUGUGUUGCAGUGGAUCAAAGAAAACAUUGUGGACUGGAGAAACUGUGUCAUUGUUUCACCUGAUGCAGGUGGAGCUAAAAGGGUCACUUCAAUUGCUGACAGACUGAACGUUGACUUUGCUCUGAUUCACAAAGAAAGGAAGAAAGCCAAUGAGGUGGAUCGGAUGGUCUUGGUUGGAGAUGUGACUGGUCGUGUUGCAAUUCUGGUGGACGAUAUGGCAGACACCUGUGGCACAAUAUGCCAUGCAGCAGACAAGCUAGUGACUGCAGGAGCAACCAAAGUUUAUGCCAUUCUCACUCAUGGGAUCUUCUCUGGCCCAGCUAUUUCUCGGAUCAAUAAUGCUGCAUUUGAAGCAGUCGUUGUAACUAACACAAUCCCACAGGAAGAAAAAAUGAAACAUUGUCCCAAGAUUCAGGUUAUAGAUAUUUCUAUGAUUCUGGCCGAGGCAAUCCGAAGAACACACAAUGGGGAAUCAGUGUCCUACCUGUUCAGCCAUGUCCCGUUAUAACUUCAGAUCAGUUUUGAAGUGCUGUGUUCCACAUUACACCAAACAAUGCCCACCCAAUUGUAAAAUAAUGAAUGUCUAUAAAAACUGCAGAUUGGCGAUAUGCACAUUUCUUAUUCUACCAUGGACCGUAGCUAAAAUGGACAAUGUAAUUUUUUUAGAUGCAACUUUUUAUAAAUUCUUUUUGGUCUGUAAAACAGAAACUAUAAUAUUUGCCAGUGAGUUGUUAAGAUGAGCGAAUAUUAUAUGAAAAAUUAUGAGGCAAUAAUAUUUUUCCAAGGCCAGAGUUAGCUAAGGGUUUGUACAUAACUUGCCAAGAAUGAAGGAGUCUCAUUUAGAACAGAACUUUACAUUCACUUACAUUCACAUUUAUUUAAAGAGUUAGAUAAAUGUUGUGUCUCCUUCGAAGAAAUCAGUGUCUCCAUUAAGCUAAAAGAUGUUUUGUGGUGGGGUGAAUUUUUUUACCCCUCCUGUAAGUUACCCUGGAAUAAACUGCCUUCUUUCAUCCAAGGAGCAUGCACCGCAAAUGCUUGUUCUAAGUAUCCAGAACCUGGGAUCCACCACAAAGUGCUUCACAGAGGCCUGGAUUAUGGCUGAAAUGUCUGAAACUGUGGCUCAGCUAAAUGUAGAAUCAUUUGUGUUUUGUAAGUGACUUAAGGCACAACCUUGCAUAUUAGACAGAAUAGAAAGUCCUGCAACUUGCAGUGUUUCCCAGCCAGCCACAGUGGUUGGGGAAUACUGGUAGUUAUAUAACUUUUCCUGUCUAAACAUAACACAGGUUUGUACCUUAGUUUUCUUAGGAUUAAGCAUAUGCAAUUCUUUCAUAUUCCCCUCCCUCAACCCCGCCCCAUACUAGUAGUAUUUGUUGCAUGCCACCUGAGUUAAACUGCAUGACAGUUUAUGCUUCCUUAAUAUCUAUAACACCUGCUUUGCAAGUCCCAGUUUUAGUCUUGUCAGAUUAAAAUAUUCAUUCUGUUUGCUUUACAUCUAGGGCAUCUGUUCACAUUACAUUAAUGCCCUGUCUUCCUUCCUCUUGCAAGGAGCCUAGCAUGGCAUAUAGGGUUCUCCUCCUCUCCAUUUUAUCCUCACAGGAGCAACUCCAUGAGUUAAGCCAGGCUGAGAGGCAGUGCCUGGCCUGAAGUCACCCAGUUAACUGAGUGAGUGGGGACUUGGCUGAGUGGGGACAAGAACCCAGAUCUUACAUAUCCCAGUCCACUACUCUAACCACCAGGCCACACUGUCUUUCAUUGCUUGGAGCCAUGCUGGGACAGCUCCUCUCUUCACCACUAAGGAACCUGGGCAACAUGGGUGUGCAGAGUUGUGUGGUGUGCAGACCUUCCAUGGGUGUGCAGACCUUCCAUGGGCCUUCGGCUUCCGACACUGCCCGAGCCACAUGGGCAAGCAUGCCACAGCAGCCUCAGGACUGUGAAGGUAGCACAGGAUGUCUCCCUAUACAUCUACAUUAUUUUCUGCUUAAGCACGUGUUAUAGAAGGAACUGAUCUUAAACCUUCAUAAUAUUUUACUCUAUUUCUUAAUGGUGCCUAUUCAUUAGAAAAGUUUGGUUAUUAAAAGAUAUUAACAUGGUCUUUUCUUCUAUUCUACCCUGAGCUUUUUACCCAGAAGCCCCCAAAACCUCUUGCUGCAUUUUCCUGGUAUAAAGUUCCAACUUCCCUUUUUUUAAACCAAAAUUUCCUCAGGACCAUUUGUAUUCUUAUCAACUCCAUCUGGAGGAGAACUGAUGCAAUCUUUAUAUUUUUGAAUCUAUUUUGAAUAGUCAACAAUUUUUAAAAACAAAUUGUUCAAUAUUUGACAAGACAGCUGCCUAACCUGGUAUUUUCACAAAAGAAAGUGAAAUCCACGUAAAUGAAAUUGCUGGCAACAAGGUGAUUUUAGAUGUAAGUUGCAUACAGGAUAGCACUUCAAAACUAUUUUAAACAUUUAGUACUCAUUUCAUAAUCAAAACCUACAGAGAUUAAAAUCUGCAUGGAAUUUUCAUGUACAGAUAUUCAUCAUCAACUGUAUGACUAUUAGUGUAUACAAUAAGAGAAAACCUUUAAAGAACAUACUAUUUAAACCAAAAAGCAUUUUCAGUCUAAAUAUCUGCUUACAAAAACUCAUAUGCUUUAAAUUCAUAGUCGUAGUAAUAUUUGUCAUUCAGCAUUCCAAAAGAAAUACUUUUGGUAAAGUAUUCCUUAAUCUUUGUGUUGUUUCUUCAGUCUGCCUUUUUAACCACCAUACUGCCAAAGCCAGACCAACUGAAAACUUUCCAUUAAGAUAAGCUAUAUAUCAGGUUUCCAUUUAAAAUGACAUCAGGAAAGAUGCUUAUUAUUGUUUUAAAGUUUCUCAAUAAACCUUAAAACAGCAUUAUCUUUA